CCUAUAUAGUGAUGCCGCCAUUUGUAGCUAGUUCAGUGUCUCCGUCCUUAAAUUUUCACUAAAAACAUCUAAAAAAUCGGGGUGUAUGGAUCUGGAAAUGCAGCUGCGGGCCGCCGAGGCCCGAAGGUCUGAGCUGGAGCGUCAGCACGGCGAAGCCUUGGCUGCGUUGCGUGGCUGCGGAGCAGAAACGCUCGAAGCCCGCCAAUCUAGAGUUAGAGAAUUAGAAAAGAAAGUAGCUCUAGAAACGGUCAGGUGCGAAGAACUGCAAUUAGAAUUGGCAGCAUCACAAAGAGGCAGGACGGUGGGCGGGAGUAGUGGUAGUGGGGGUCCACUAUCCACCGCUGGCCAAAAUUGGCCAAAUAAAGGUACUGAAAUAGAAAGAAUUAUGGCUAAAAUAGAGCAAGAUAAUCGAAUAUUAGCUGAGUUAGACCAUAGUCGAUCCACAACGCUGGGAGGCGGUCUGGCGACUAGCGCCAGUAGCCACGCCUUGGGCGAAUGCAGCCCGCCUAUUUCGCCCAUCACCAUGUCCCACACCACGCCCAGUAUAUACCCCACCACUUCCCUCGGUCACAACUCCUACCAACCAGGUACGACCAACAUCUCUCCUUAUAUCUCCUCCAAUCCGGUGAAUUUUAACCCCACCUCACAAUAUCACACCUACACCAACAAGCCCAUGAUGGGUACUAGCAUGACUCAUCACGGUAUGGGUUCCACACUAGGACAAACUUCAGUACUAGGAGGUACUCUCGGUCAUCAGAAUUUGACCACUUCGAUGGGUCCCAACGUCAUGGGUACCUCAUUGGUAUCCACAGGGUUGGGUACUUCGAUAGUACCAUCAAAUUAUGCGACGAGUACCAUCUCGAAUACUACGUUUACUAAUCCUUUGGUCUCCAAUAAUCCCACGGCAUUGCCCACUUCUUUCAAUAAUCCAACGUUUAACAAUUCGGCUACGAAUACCUUAACGCAGUUUAGUCUACCCUACAAUCCGGUUACAACCACAUAUAGUAAUAAUGUCACGUUUUCGAAUCCAUUGAGUUCGCAGUUUAACAGUUUGGCCUUGACUGGACCCAUGGCGAUCAAACUGAAGCCGCUGGAUGAGGUCGAUCUAGGAACACGACGUGUCGCAACCCCCGUCACCCCUCAUCCCCCCACGUGGGGUUUAGGAACGACGACACUGAGCGGAAUCACCGACACAAGAACGAGAAUGUUGACAGAUGGAAUCGAUUCGGAUUGGAGCGGAUUGCACACGGCGGAGAGGAACUACCUCAACGGCCAUAACCAAAGCGAAGGACAAGUUGACAUGCUGGACAUCCCCGGAAAGGGACGCUGUUCGGUGUAUAUUGCCAGAUUCUCGUACGAGCCGGAGCCCGAGUCCGAGGAGGAGCUCAACAUCCAAGCCGGAGACUACCUCCUGGUGUGGGGCGAGCCUGUGGGUCCCGGGGGUUACCUCGACGCUGAACUCCUCGACGGGCGUCGCGGUCUCGUCCCUUCCAACUUCGUGCAACGCCUCAUCGGCGACGACCUCCUCGAGUUCCACCAGGCCGUUCUUAGCACCCUGCGAGAGGAGGAAAUCAAUCAGGAGAAUUUCGCCGCUGAUGUUCAACGUCUUAACGAAAUGGCCGAAAUGUCCGAAACGCAAGAAGACGAUGGGGGCCCUGAAGGUGAGCAAGCUGACCUAUUCUUCUCCGUGUUAGUUCCGGCUCCACGUCAACUCACUCUCGAACGUCAACUCAACAAGAGCGUGUUGAUCAGUUGGACGGCCCCUGACGUCGGCCCCGGCAACCACAUCGAGAGUUACCACGUCUAUGUCGACGGCGUCCUCAAGACCACCAUCAAGGCCACGGAACGGACUCGGGCCCUUGUCGAGGGCGUCGAGAGCAAUCGGCCGCAUCGCAUCAGCGUCCGUUCUGUCACAACCAAUCGACGCACGUCACGUGACGCCGCUUGUACGAUGAUAAUUGGUCGAGAUACCCACCAAUUGGGUCCCAGCGCCGUCAGAGCGUCUAACAUAACUUCAACUUCGGCUGUAAUCAGUUGGUUACCAGCCAACUCGAACCAUCAACACGUCGUUUGUGUCAAUAAUGUUGAAGUUCGAACUGUCAAACCGGGGGUUUACCGACAUACCAUCACCGGAUUGGCCCCCAAUACCCAAUACCGGGUGACCGUACGGGCGAAACACCAUCGCUCCGCCCAAAAUGUGGCCAAUUUAGCUGAGGAUUUGCCAAUGCCGGCGGCCGCCCAUACCGACUUCCGGACGCUACCAAAGGGGCUGCCGGACCCCCCGAGUGAUAUUAUGGUCGAGCCGGGGCCACAAGAUGGCACUUUGUUGGUCACGUGGCAUCCGAUUCUUACCCCCCACCAUCCAGGAUCGACCAUAACCGGAUAUGCUGUCUACGCCGAUGGGAAAAAAGUGACAGAUGUUGACAGCCCGACCGGUGACCACGCCCUAAUUGAUAUCAGCAAAUUGUUGGGCUUGAAUCCGAAACACGUGACUGUGCGGACUAAAGCUCGGGAUAGCCAAUCGGCGGAUUCCGUACCGACGGCUAUACCAAUGAGUGUGUUGCGGGGCGGAGUCAAGGCCCGACAACAGCCGCAUUCGGCGGUUAUGCCCGCCCACAUUCGACAGCAGAUGCCCAGGCAACAGCAAGGACAGAUUAUAGAGCCAGAUGAGAAUUUGAGCGACAAGGAGAUCUUCCCGAGUAGCAACUCGCAUCGACAGCAAUCGGGGAUUCCCUCAAUUGCACAACGCUCCAUUGCAGAAAUAACAAAAGAAUCGUACGAAGUUAAUUUAUCUGAAGACGAAAUGUUGGAUCGACGAAAUCAAAGACAAUAUCAUCAACAAAGACAGUUCAGACAAGGACAACAAACAAGAGAACAACAGCAACAACAACAACCGACACAACAGCAACAACAACAACAGCAACAGUAUUACCAACAAGGCCAGUCCAAUCCUCGUGGCGGAAUGCAGAACAUGCGUUCGGGUCAAAUGCAAGGCGCGAGGGCGGGUCCAAACAACCCAAAUCCGCCCAAUCCGCAAAAGAGGGCGCGUUAUUUCGUCGCAUUGUUCGACUACGACCCCGCCACCAUGUCCCCCAAUCCGGACGCGUGUGACGAGGAACUCCCCUUUUCCGAAGGUGAUACGAUUAAAGUGUUUGGGGAUAAGGACGCUGAUGGGUUUUACUGGGGUGAGUGCAAGGGGAGGAAAGGUUAUGUGCCCCAUAAUAUGGUCAUGGAGGUGGAGGGGAACCAGAAUCGGGACCGAUGGGGCGACAUUUACGCCAACAUGCCCGUCAAACGUAUGGUUGCGUUGUACGACUACGACCCCCAGGAGUUGAGUCCGAAUGUGGAUGCCGAGCAGGUGGAAUUGAGCUUCACUACGGGACAAAUCAUCAACGUGUAUGGGGAGAUGGACGACGAUGGGUUUUAUAUGGGGGAGAUCGACGGGGUGAGGGGGCUAGUCCCGUCGAAUUUCCUCACAGAGGCGCCGGAACAGUACGGUGUGGGACAGACAUCGCAAACGGGGAGUGGCUCAAUGGGGCGGGGCCAACGCGGCGGCAGAGGGAUUGGACCGGGUGCGAGAGGACCGCCUCCACCGCCACGAGAAAACCAAUUGAGGCAAAGGAAUAAAGAUGCCUGCCCUGUGUUACCCUCUCAGUUAGACAAUGCUAUCAACACUGCGACACCGAAUACACAAGUCUUCACCGAGCACAAUCAGGGGAGGGGGAGAGGCAUGAGGCUAGGUGGUAACCAGCAACAGCAACAACAGCCUCUCGUCCAACCCAACAGCACGUCAUCGGGUCAAUCUAGCGGCAUUUUCGGUCAACAACAACAACAGCAACAACCGCAAGCGUUCAGCGGUCAACAACAGCCCUUCUCGGGGCAAAAUCAAUCGCGACUUCAACAGCACAAAGGUGUGCCGCAGGUGGUACCCAAUGUGAUGAUGGGUCAACAACAACAGCAGCAACAACAACAAGGGCCCAAUCUUAUGCAGAAAUUGAACGAGAUUACGGCGCCCGGUGGUGAUAUUCUCUCCAAAGGGAAAGAACUCAUUUUUAUGAAGUUCGGACUCGGAGGGAAAUAAUAUUGUUUGAAAUUUGUGUUGGUUUUUAUUGAUUCUGUAGCUGUUUUUGGAACCGGGUUAUUGCGUCAUAUCGACGCUCAAAUGUUAUAAUAUCGCUAAAGUGUUCAAAUUGCGGAGCAGCUUAUGUGAUGUCGUUUCGAUUUUACACUCAUUUAUUCAUAUCUUAAGAUACAAAUCUAUGUAAGCUGCAAAUAAUCAUUCAGUAUUAUCAUAUAUUUAAAGUACGAAGUACAAAAGUGACCAAUAUCAUUACUAGCUGUUACUGGAUUAUUAUUCAAUUGUUGAAUUUGCUUGCUAUUGUUGUUGAUAAAUACUUUACAACUUGGCAAACAACACCAAGUUUGGCAACGCGGCGAUUCCUAGUCCUCGAUCAUCCUUUUCCCAUGUGUCAACUACGCCACUGACUGGUGUGGCGUAGUUGGCUUGUUGCUAGGCAACUUGUAUUGUUUUGGAAAUUAAAUCAGGGCCGUAACCAGAAUUUUAUUUCUUGUUGGUCCAUGAAAAUGAAAUGAAAGAAGACGGAUUAAAAAAAAAUCUCUAAGCACACGUUUUUAUUUUAAAUUGAAA
Molecule: messenger RNA, 4648 nt
Organism: Tribolium madens (black flour beetle)
Lineage: Eukaryota; Metazoa; Arthropoda; Insecta; Coleoptera; Tenebrionidae
Product: RIMS-binding protein 2
Exons: 14
Coding region: 86-4081 (1331 amino acids)
Biological process (GO): neuromuscular synaptic transmission
Molecular function (GO): protein binding
Source: RefSeq, a predicted model, not a curated record